AUGCUGCGAUAUCUGCUGUUGGUGCAAUUGUCCAUGAUUGCGGUGGCGUUGCCUCUAAACACGCCACUUCUGCCCAGCUACGACUACAUUGUCGUGGGCGGAGGUCCGGCUGGUUUGGUGGUCGCCAACCGCCUGUCCGAGGAUCCUAACGUUAACGUGCUUCUCCUCGAAGCCGGACCGGCUGACAGAGGAGAGCCUGCGGUCGAGAUCCCGGCGUUCAUCGGCAACGACAUCGGCGGCAUCUACGAUUGGAACCUAUCGACCGUACCACAGAUCUAUCUCGAUGGCGUCUCAAGGAGCAUCCCUCAAGGUCGGGCGUUGGGAGGAGGCACAAUAUUGAAUGGCAUGUUGUGGAACAGAGGCGGACAAGGAGACUAUCAGAAUUGGGUCGACCUUGGAAAUCCUGGCUGGAGCUGGGACGAUCUAUUACCGUACUUUGCGAAGAGUGAGACGUACACACCCGUGUAUUCUGAGGAGGUUGGCGAGCGCUUCUCGAUACAAGAGUGGCCCGACGUCCAUGGUCACGCUGGGCCGGUCAAUGUCAGCUUUCCGAAGAACUUCUGGAACUCGAGUGCUGUGCUCUUCGAUGCACUGAAUGAGGUUGGAGUGCCGACUGCGUACGAUCCAAAUACUGGUCUCGUAGCAGGGGCAGCGUUCCUGCCGAUGGACAUUGAUCCAAUCACCCAGCAGCGCUCUACUGCCCGGCGAGCAUACUAUAAUCCUUACAUUGACAGACCAAACCUAUGGGUCUCUACAGGGCAGACUGUAACGCAGAUUCUUUUCGAAGGACGACCAAUGAACGCCAUGGCCAGCGAAGUGAGCGUCGGCGACGAUUCUGAUGGCGAUGGUGGCCACCCAGGCAUCCCGACUGGCAUAUUUGGCGGCACGACAACGCUGAACUUCACUCAAGCUAUGGACGACGGAGAAGAUGAAGUGAAGAAGUGUGGCAUAGCGGGAAGAAUAUGGAGGAAGCUUUGGAAACGCUUCAAGCGCCAGGUGCCCGGCACUGGUUCGCCGAAUAUGGUCGCAGUUGGGGUGGAAUACGCUACUAAUGCCGGAGGUCCAAGACAAAUUGUGUCGGCAAGCCGCGAGGUCAUCGUUGCUGCGGGUGCACUGCACUCACCGCAUUUGCUCAUGCUCUCCGGAAUUGGUCCUGCGGCGGCCUUACAGGAACUCGAUAUCCCGCUCAACGUGGACAUACCAGGCGUUGGCAACAAUCUUCAAGACCACGGUCAAGUGUGGUGUUGGUAUCCAUUCUACAACGCUUCGUAUAUGAACCCAACAAUGCUUACGCACAACGAGAGUUUCGUUGCGGCGGCAUGGGAGGAGUACUGGACCAAUCAUACUGGUCCCCUUACAACAGGAGCCAUCGACGGAGUGGCCUUCCCAGCACUACCCUACGUCGUGAACGGGUCGGCCGCCAUUUCGGACGCAGCAGCAGCUCAGUCACCGGAGCAGUAUCUCCUUCCAGGCAUCGACGGCUCCAUAGUGUCAGGAUAUGCUUUGCAGCAGCAGAUGAUGAUCAGCGCCCUCGACGACGUGACAAGAGCGGCAUACGAGAUCAUCAAUGCGAAUGACGGCGUGCUCACCGUAGCAAACAUGCGGCCGUUCUCGCGAGGUACAGUCUCGCUCAACUCAGCCAGGCCGUUCGAUCCUCCGACCAUCGAUCCAAGGUACGGCAGCAAUCCGAUCGACCUGGAAAUCCUCCAAGCCGCCAUGGAUUUUAACCAGCGUUUAUUGUACACUCCAAGCAUGUCACAGAUGAACCCAGCUCAAAGGUUUCCACCCCCGGAGGCCAGCGAAGGACAGAUCACCUCGUACAUCCACUCGCGAUGGCAGACUGAGUACCAUCCUGGAGGCACUUGCGCCAUGAUGCCGUUUGAGCUGGGCGGAGUGGUGAGCCCAGAGCUGCUCGUGUACGGAACAAGAAACUUGCGAGUGGUAGACUCCAGCAUCAUUCCGAUGCUGCCGGCGGCGCACCUCCAGGCUGUCGUCUACGGUACUGCUGAGAAGGCGGCGGAUAUCAUCAAGGUGGCGCAGGAUGGGAGCGGAUCCUCGCAGACACAGACGAGCUCAUCACCUCCUUUAGACGCGUCAGAGACUGGUGCGGGCGUGGACAGCUCGCCAACCCUCUCUCCACCUGUGAGCGUCUACUCCGAGCCGGCGAUGAGAACUACUUUUAUCACGGUAGUAUACACGCAGACAGUGUAUGCCUCUUGA
Saxophila tyrrhenica is the source of this 2220-nucleotide messenger RNA. RefSeq lists its product as uncharacterized. Gene Ontology annotation, molecular function: flavin adenine dinucleotide binding; oxidoreductase activity, acting on CH-OH group of donors. Gene Ontology annotation, biological process: secondary metabolite biosynthetic process. The transcript is spliced from 4 exons. The record is from RefSeq and is a predicted model, not a curated record. Lineage: Eukaryota; Fungi; Ascomycota; Dothideomycetes; Mycosphaerellales; Extremaceae. The coding region runs from base 1 to 2220 and encodes 739 amino acids.